Messenger RNA from Porites lobata, 11878 nucleotides. The record is from the annotation of a GenBank genome assembly. Lineage: Eukaryota; Metazoa; Cnidaria; Anthozoa; Scleractinia; Poritidae.
CAUAACAUCGUCAGGUCGCAUAUUUUUAUAAAUACCCGUGGUUACUCUGCGAAUCUGACAUCGAAACGGUGAUGUGCACGCAGAGAUUGCUAUUCGUGAGCUUCUUAGCUCUGUUCGCGUCUCCAACGGAUAGUGAAUCCACAUUGGCGUCCACCAUUAAUCAAGUUAUCAAACCCGAGAGUACCGUUAGUAAUGCACAACACGAGGACCUAACUCAGUCCUCGCGUCGGAACAGGUCGAAUCCUCGAGUCAACAACUCACUAAGAAAGGAGAAUGUUAGCGACGCACAAUCUGUAAAGAAUGAUACAACUUCUUUAACUCUACAGCGCGAAAUCUUAGCUCUUAUGGGCUUGCCGCAUCGUCCUCGCCUCAGUCUUAACACCCGUCUUCAUGGCCGCAAAAUGUCUGCCCCGCUCUAUAUGAUGGACUUGUACAACAGCUUGGAAAUGAAUGCCAGUGAUUCGAACGGAAAUAUUUGCUGCAACAGCUCGGUCAUGGAUUCACGGGCGGUUGGUGCGGACACCAUCAUGAGCUACGUUAACCAUGGUAAGGUUAUCUUCCAUGAAAAUAUUAACGUCAAAAUUGGUACUGUUUUUUAACUAACGUCUGAGGGUUUUAUUGAUUACAAUCGGUAGAUAACAGUACUGUAAUUGCAUAAUCGCGUAUGAGAAAUGAUAGCUUUAUUUGAAUAGAGCUUUUAGAGUAAGUAUUUGUAGAAGACCCACAAGUUUGCAUAUGGGUACCAACCAAUGACAUGUUACGCGCUAGUGUACGCGAAAGAAACCAACAAGUGUUCGGUUCGAAAUCGACCACGGUAUGUAGAGAGUGGAUAAUUAUGAACUGAAAUGUACAAGUUAAUCCGUAACAGGCCAAGAAAAUUUAUUGCCAUGACGCAGUUCACGGCAACAUUGUUACCGCAGAAAGGGAGAAAAGGAACAUUAACAAUAUCGCCACAUUCUGUACUGCUUAUUAUCCGUGCUGUAAAAAAUGACAAAUGUUUUUGAUUUUCUGCGCCUCCUUAGAAAAUUUGUGGUCCUAUUGUCUAAAGCGGAAACCUUGUCUGUAUUGUUAAGAGAUAUUUAAUUAGCACUUCUUGAAGAUACUUCAGGAAUUAUCGCAGUUUUUGUCGGGCGCUUUUUGUAUGUUUAAAAGUAAUACACUUGGCCGAAUAAAACUUCUAUAAAAGUGAAGUAAUAUCACACUUCUCUUUUGAUAUGUGAAUCGCACAUCAGAGAGCAUUAAAAACUAAGCCUGCGAUGAACGGAGCCCAUUUUUUAAAUACAGACUUGAAAAGAUGAAGGAAGAUUUUAAAGAAAGCAGUUUGACGGGGUUAAUAGUUUAAUCAGUUUACUCGAUAGAAAAAAUGUAAUAAGCAACUUAAAUAAAUCUUUCCAUCUAGCCAAAAAAUAAGCUAUUUAUAACGACUUGACGUAGCUUUCUGCUAAGAAAAUUGAUGUUGGCGUGUAAAAUGUACCCAAAAUUAGCACAAGGCGUGCAUCUUUUAAAUUAGAGUGCUUUUAUCAGUUUCACCAAUAGCCUCCCUUUGGAAUCCUAAGUUAUUAAUCAUUACAUGUACUAAACAUCACGUCUGUAAAUGUGGCCCCUUGCAUUGCUCACGAGCCUACUCAGCUACUGAAUAUGUUUUCGCAGUUCCGAUUUCUUAUUUUGUCACCACACCGGAUAAUUCGAAAUGUCCUGUACUCAACUAAAAUUUUUGGCACAGAUCGACUUUUAAAAUCUCAACGGUAUCUUUACCUAUCUGAUAUUGCGGCAAUUGACACAGACAAAAUUAGUCAUCAUUGCUCGCCAGAAAGAAGCCUUGUAAUAACGACGUUAUUUUCUUUCUGUAAUGUUUAAGUUCUGUGCAUUUACAAAUAAGCCGAAAACAUACAAUCUUUUUUUAAAAGUCUGGUCACGUAUUAUUAUAAUCAGUUGUUUUGUGGGAUGAAAAUCUUUGACCGCAAAGAGGAGUCUGAAAAGUCAAUCAAUAUUUCGCCAUUUUAAAACGUAGCUUUUAACUUUAUCGAAUUCUAAAGUGGAUCUUUUUGGAGUCUAUUGAUGAAUGACAUUUUCCAGUGGCAUUACUGAAUUGAAAGUUGCUGUAUUGAACGGUACUUUCAGGUAACUCGCUGUUUUAUACUGCUAAAUAAUGUGAAGAAUUUCUACAACUUCACCUUAGUCUCCCUCAAUUCAGAGACGCCUUAGCGCUCACGGCAAUUCCUACUUCGAUGCCUUAGCACUAUUUUCAGUUUAUGCAGUUUCUGGUAAACUGUAUUUACCGCUCGAUUUUUUAUUUAUUUACAAUUUGACAACCGUCAUCAGUUCGAGAUGUAUUUAGGCAAAAUUUCGUGACUAGACAAGGGCGAAUUGAUGCAGACAGACUUAAAUGGCCUGAAAAAUGAUGAGUAUGCGAAACAAGGCCUAAUCUUAGAAAGGCACUUAUCGACACUCCACGACCACUUAAAAAUACACCGAUCGAUCCGACAAAAUGACGAAUUUCUGUGACAUAUGUCAGUGUUUUAUGGUCAAUGGCACCUUGAAAUAUGCAAACUAAUUGGAUAAAAAAGAUUCUUCUUGGCAAAACAGAAUAGGUCGGUGGGAUAAGGAUCUUUUUAACAAGGAUCGAUGCAAGCGGAUUAAAGUGCAGUUAAUCUUUUUUGUCCGAAUCAGAGGUGGUCCCAAUAGAAUAUAAAAAAAUGAUGUUCUUGAUGAAACGUCGAGUGUCUGAUAGUUUAUGCUUUACGUUCGUCGCUUUUACUUGAAAUAUUAAGUGUCGAUACACGUAGCUUUGCAUCUAAUGGAGGACACUUAGACUAAAUUAGAACGCCGGUAACUCGAACUCUGAAGGGAAACGGAAAAUAGUUCGAGUUAGCUGGGCUUUCGAGUUAUCGGGGUAAAUUCAGUGAAAUUUUGUUCAAGGGAAAGGAAAUUUAGUUCGAGUUAGGGGAAUUCGAGUAUAUAAUUUCUUAAUAUACCUAAUAAGAAACUGUAAAAGUAUCUUCCUAGCACUUUAAUUAUUGAAAACUUAUUUUGGUACACAUUUCUGUUAUCAAAAGUUGAUUAUCACUAUGCUUGAGUCAUUUCACCAGUCCGAAUGGGUCAACUUUCACCUUCUUAGAUUUCUGGGUAGCUUGGAUCAAAUGAAACUUGUCUUGGUGUGGUUUCGAUAAACAAAUCGGGAUUUAGAUUUUACUGAAAUCCUUCUCGGAUUCCUAAGGACGGAUUUCGAGCAUCAAAAUCGCUCAUAAGGAUUUUGACGUACAAAUCCGUAUAGUUAUGUAAUCUGUUUUGUGCUUCUGUGCUGUUAAGGAAAAUCCUAAAAUCCAGAUUUAAAAGUCCAAAUCAGGAUUUCUCUAUCGAACGGACCAUUAACAAAACAAGUCUGUUGACAAAAUCCUAUUGUUUGACGAUUGAAGUAGUCCGUUUCCUCUGGUGGCGGUUAUUGAGCUGUAUAAGGCUGGGCCUAACUUUUGUGCUUGUUGAUCAAAUCCUUUGAUGUGACAAGCUACUAAUAAGUAUUGCUUUCCCGAAGAACUUUUUAUUUUGUUGUAAUGGUGGUUUAAAAUUUCGAGUCUGUGAAUAAAAUCCUUCAAAAAUGGACCCACCAUACUAGAAUUAUGUGGUACUCAAUUAAGCUGUGCAAGGUGGUUCUAAGAAGUCUGUGGAUGCGAUUCUACUGAAGUCUGUAAAGUGUAACCAUUCUAUCGAAACCUUUUUGAACGUUUGAGCGUUACUAUCCUUCUGUGUUACCGCGUAAACGUUUGCUGUGACUUUUCAGUCUGUUGACGACAUUCUUUAGUGUGAUCAUGCAAAUCGAAAUUAUACUUUUUGGCGAAUUGGUGUAUCAAGAGUGUAAGGAGAGACGAUCACAUGCCCCUGAAGGCGAAAAAAGGGAUCAGACAGGACACCCCAAAGAUAUUUUUAGAUAAAAUUAAGACGCUAAAAUUAUAACGGUACUUUUGAAAUAUGCGAAAGGCGGCUUUUGACUUUUAGCCGGUCUGUUCAGCUGGAAAAGCCGAUUUGACGAUGAUUUGUUUUAUCAAAGAAUAGUUAUUGUUUCAUCGCAAAUUAUUUCAGUGAAAUUCGUCAAAUCUUUAAGUCGAAAUCCCCUAGUUCUUUUUGAUAAGAAUGUUUACUAAAAUAUCGCAUUUUCUCUGACUACUCUUUUACCGUCAGUUUAAGCACAACUGCAGUAUUAAAUUGGUUGGUAAUGAAAAAAGAAAUAUUGAAAAAAGGGACAAUUUAUACAGGAAAGAAUAAAUUAAUAACAUUUUUUCAAAUCGCUCUAAAAGAGACGUUGUUUAGAAAGAAUGUAUGGGAAACCGUGUAAACGAAGAUAAAAAUCACAUUUUGGCCGAGAUGAAAUAAAUACUGGCUGUGAUUUGCGGAAGGAAAACAUUAGCUUCGGAACAUUCAGCGGAUAAUUAAAAGUUAAUUUGGACUUCCGUGCUGUUUUAGUUGUUCCGUACAAAGUUCUAACCGGCUUUGAGUCUGUGGAAGAAAAUCCGGCCAAGGGCCGUUAUCAUUCAAUUAAGACCUUAUGAGCAGUUUUUUUCCCGUGGUAUUGAGUAUCGAUCAGUAGAGGGCCACUAGUUAUUCAGUUGAAGUACUGUCCCGUGUUACCCUCGUUAAAUAAAGUUGAUUAUUAUUAUUAUUAUUAUUAUUAUUAUUAUUAGAUGGAAUUAUGAAGUGUGCAUAAGCCAUUUAAAUGAACACUGUUAAACUUUGCUUCUGGUACUGUUAGUUUUUAAUACCUUCGUUGCCAUCCUAGCCUGCGAAAACAUCCGUUUCUCCGAAACGUCCCCAGCGACGAAGAGCGAGGAGAAACGGAUGUUUUCGCAGGCUAUUGCCAUCCUUAAAAAUCUAACUAACAUGAUUAAAUUACUCUCACUCAACAUUUCUAAACGUCUUGGAAAAGAUUUCUGUUAUCUAUUUUUGCCGUGCCUUCUUACAAUAAUCACUUUUCUCUGCGUAAUUGCUGAUUUAUAAUCGCUUCUAAUACUUUCAUCCUGUCAUAUUUCAAAACUAAUGCCACACUAAAACGGAAGGCAAAUUGUAAACUUGUCCGUGAUUUAUAAAGUACGUUAUUGAGUUUGAUAAGAAUUUUGAUAAGGAGUAUUUUGAGGAGGUACUAGAAUUUUUGAUAACGAUGUCGCCGUUAUCAGAUACUUGCUAUCAGUAUCUUAAAUGCUGCUUGUAUCUUUUAUGCCCUUUAAUGGCGUGCUUUGAUUUUGAGACGGUGAUAGUUUUUUCAUCUGGACAUCACGGAUUUCGUGUUAAUGUCUGAGUUAUCAUGAUAUGGACGCCAGUGUUCUGAGGACAACAAAAUUUGCAAGGCUGUCGCAGUGUAACAAGGAAAGCUGUGAAAUGUAGUGAAUGGGGACUCGAGGAAACGCUUAUUCAGUGAUUGACUCUCAAACCUGAUAGCGUCGAGUAGCGGCCAAAUAAAAAAAAAGGCCAAACAAAUGUAACCAUAUUUUUUUGUAAAAUUCUAAUAAAUAAAUGGUACAAUGCCAAAGGUUUCAUUUGAUUGUUAAGUCACAGAAUUUCGUUCAGCCUGCAGAUUACAGGCUUAAGUUUUUGCCGUGUGCGCGAGUGUUUUCGGUUCCCGUCAGUAAUAACGACCUGUCUAAUAACCGCCAUGUUAAAACGGCCAUAUUGAAUUAAUUAAAAAAAGGAAUCAAAGGGAAACGCCUACCCCAAGGGUUGUAAUUUCCACUCUCCCCAAUCUUCCCCAGGAAUAAAAUUAAAGAUGACUGCCACGGUAUUACGAACUGACUAAUAUAAGAUCCUAUUGGCCUAAAACCCGUUUUCACAACGUAGUAUUGUUUUAUCGCUUUAGUUUCUUUUUUACUGUAGAUAUAGUGCAAAAGGGAUGAGGGCUACGUUGUGUAAACUUCAUAACGUGUCGUAGGGUUUUUAGACCGAUUACGAACAUUCACCCGCCCAAAAAAUACGUCUGUAGAUUUCGUCCACAUGUGUAAACAGUUAGUUAGAAAAUCCAUGUCAUCUCAGCAUAACUCAGUCUAAGGGUGAAAGAGUUAGUUAAUUUCUUAUUUUCUGAUGAGAUCACUUUGAAACCCAACAAACUAGUCCAGUUGUCACUUAUUAGCGGAAACAGAAAUUUUUAUUGGAUGCAAACUUCAGUCGUGCACCUGUUUGAGGCGUUCAGAUAGUGGAGACUUUUGAGAAAGAAGAGUGAUUAGAGAGUAGCGUGUUUCUUUUGCGAUAUAUAUGUGUAUGGGUAAAGGUAUUUAGUAUUGACUUAAGUUAGAACUGACCUCGUGACAUAGUUACUUUAACCUUUUCACUGCCAGAGAGGAGAUGGAGUUUUGUAAGGUGACUCUAACUUUUGAGUCUGCGGGCGAAAUCCUAUGAUGUGACCAUUCAAAUGAAAGCUCUAUGCCUGUACUUGCGCUUGGUGUCAUCUGUUUUUCAGAAUUUCAUAAAAUGAAAUUUGGACAUUUGGUCAAAUUUGCUUUUUCCUAAAUUUGGCAGUGAAAGGAUUAAGCUAAAUGAUCUCGUCUUUAGAAGCAUUUACCCAUUUUUUGUAUCAAAAUUACUCACAUGUAUAUUUGUCUUUUUUUGGUAGUUCGCGGUGCGCGGCCCAAGCUUUCCAGACUACACGCUACCUUUCGUUUCAAGAUAGAAACACCGCAAGGAGAGAACAUGACUGCCGCAGAAUUUCGUAUUUAUAAGGAGCAGAAGUUCAACAAGCUAAGGAUCCCAAUUUUAAACGUCACGUACCGCGUCGAAUUACAUCAGGUUUGAUUCAGUUUACCUUAAUUAAUAACGUUAUACGCCGUGACGGCUCCGCUCCAAGGUCCAACAUCUUACCCUUUAAUAUGCUAUUUUUGACCGAAAAGGUACCUCUUUCCUAUACCUUCUAUUGACAAAUGGUAACCUUGUCACUUACCUAGUUAAAAGCUUGCAUCCCUUUCAACUGCUGUAAAUGCACUGUCUUAAACCCUUUAGCUCCCAAAAGUGUCCAACAUUAAUUUUCUCCUAACAACAUCAGCUGAUCAACAAGUGUAAGGUUAUGAGAAUUACUAAAUUGAUUACCAAAGGGAGAAUGCUUUGAUCUUAAACCAAAUUCUCUCAACUAUUCAUAAAAGAAAUGUAUGGAGAUCGGUCUGGAGAAUUUGUAUUUGGAUCUUGGGGCUUAAAGGGUUAAAAUAUGUUCCAGUCAUAAAAUGCAUCUCUUAGUCCUUUUGGGCCUUUUACAGAGGGAAAUGACAGAUUUUCCUACCCUUUCAUAUACUUCAACAAGUGAAAUCCCUACCCUUUCAUAUACCUCAAGCCUGGAAAAGAUACCCCUUUCGGGCGGAGCCUCCCUGUAUGGGCCAUUGUAGCCGGAAGCGUCCCCCGGGUGUGUAACGAAAUUUAUCAAAAUUUAAACAGUGAGAACUGCACCCAAUCUGGAGUGAAACAUAAAACUAACCCCUCAAAACAUUUAAAAGACGUUAUAAAUAACACAGCGAAUUCACAAAAGGAGAAACGGAUAGACAAACUUGAAGAACAUUGAAACGGAUUGUAAAUAUAAACAACGACUUUGCACGUGCAUCGCUCUUUUGUACCUUUCCUUGCCUUCGCUGCACGACUACAAUUUCACGUUGUGUCGAGGACAUGAACACAAGACAAAGACUUUGAAUUUUGAUACAGUCUUCAAGAAUUCAACUCCAGAAAAAUUUGCCAACAUUUGGCAAAUUGAACGAGUUGGAAUAAGUGGGAUAAAGUUUGAAGUAGCGCGAAUUGACUUUUUAAGUGACGUUUUCGUAGUCUUCGUCCGGCGUCGUUGUUGCUUAAGGUGAUGUUACAUGGAACAAUUCGUAACGAUGAUUUUUAACGCAACAUAGCGUUGCAAUGCCGGAACAAUGUUGUAACCAUUCGAAACAAUGUCGUAACAAUGUUGCAACGCUGUGUUGCGCUUCAGUUAAAUCGUCGUUGCGAAUCGUCUCGUGUGACAUCACCUUUUAGCUCUCUAUUUACAAAAUGAACCAGACAACCAUGACAAAGCCCCGUAAAACCCAGAACGGUCUCUCUAAUAUCAAUUAAUUAAUUCUCAUUUGUUGCCCUCAUGCUUUUCCUCUCUUGAUUUUCCUAUAGAAACAGUUGGGAGAACAUGCCUAAGUAUCAGACUCUAAUUUAGUGUAGCAGGUAGCCGAACCGACAUUUCGCGACGCCACCACUGGCUGGUUUCCCCUUUAACUCUUUAAGCCUUAAUAUCCAGAUACAAAUUCUCAAAACUGAUCUCCAUACAUUUCCUUCAAGAAUUAGUCGAGAGAAUUUGUUAGAAGAUCAAAGCAUUGUCUCUUUAGUGAUCAUUUUAUAAAUUCUCAUUGUCUUAUCUCUUGGCAAGGUAUCAAUAUUGUUGGGAGAAAAUUUAUGUUGGUCACCAUUGGGACUUAAAAGGUUAAGUGACGUCUGAGAAACAAGCAUAGAAAUUCCAUACUGAUGAAGCAGCACUACUCAGAUCUGGAUAGUGCUUCUGAUUGGUUGACUGAAGAAAAUUUACCACGCGGCACGCCCAAUCAGAAGCACUACCCAGAUCUGGGUAGUGACGCGUCAUCAGUAUCGAAUUUCUACGUUUGUUUCUCAGGCGUCAUUUUGUGGGGAAAACAGUGGUGGUGUCGCGAAAUGUCAGUUGUUUUCUCAGGCUAUGAAGCAGGUAAAGAAGGCCAUUAUAACACUGUCUUUUUUGCAAUGAAGGUUCGGCAGCCGGGAAAAGAUCUACAGCGGCUGGGCGUCCUUGUUGUACGUCACUGGGAAAAGGGCUGGCAAGCAUUUGACGUCACAACUGCUGGACUUGAAUGGGCGAAAGAACCCUCUAAGAACUUUGGGAUAGAACUUUCGGUGCGUACUAUGGCUGGAGUAGAAGUGAACCCAUUUGACAUCGGUUUUGUCGGUUUUCACGGCCCGCAAGAAAAGCGUCCAUUUUUAGUGUCGUUUUACCGUGGUGACACAUAUCGGCGGUUUUUCCCCAAUCAUCCUUUUUCCCCACAUUCUCCGAGGCGUCGACGCUCUGCUCGAUCGCUUGGGCCUCAGUUAGCCAACGUGGGAAGUAGCUCCAAGAGUGGUAACCACAAAAGCUGUAGUCGAAGGAUGCUCUACGUAAGUUUCCAGCGAUUAGGCUGGCAGGAUUGGAUCAUAGCCCCGGAGGGGUAUUCUGCGUUUUUCUGUCAUGGCGAGUGUUCCUUUCCUCUCAGCGCACAUAUGAACGCGACAAAUCACGCCAUUGUACAAACGCUGGUACAUCUAAUGACCCCGAGUGUCGUACCUCAGCCUUGCUGUUCUCCGACCAAACUCACGGCUAUCUCAGUUCUUUACUUCGACGACGACAACAACGUUGUUCUCAAAAAGUACACGAAUAUGGUGGUGAAGGCCUGUGGUUGCCAUUAGUGACCCCAGUGACCUUGAGAAAAGUCAGUUACCAGAAGUCUCCACUACUUUUUCGAGUGUAAAAAACCGAGCGACUAAAGAGAGACGCGCGCAGUUAACACAAACAUAAAGCGAAGUGUUUUGACGCUGUAUAAUUAUCGAUUUUCAAGGAUGUAUAUCUCAGAUGCCAUAUCACAUACUGCAUUGCAAACUGAAUUUGCAAACCAAGACUUUGCCUUAAAAGAUAGAAAAGGAAGCCUAGAAGGUAGGCCGGCCAGUUAUACGGACAGAUCAGGGAUGUAGUUGAUAAACUGUUUGAGAAUAGUGCGCGAACCUUUCCUCGCGGAGCUUUCAGCAUAUGGUCUAUGUAAAACGGUCUUUUCUUCUUAGUUUUGCAGACUAGUUCAGGAAAAAAGUGAUAGUUCAUAGUUAAAGUCAUAAAUUAUAUAUGUAAAAUAUUAGAAAAAAUACCAAAAGCAGUUUUGUAAAAUUCUGUCGAAAGAGGAAAACAAAACUGCUUCUCUGAGAAGUAAAGCCCGUGUACAGCCGCCUUCUCCCCUCCCGAAAAAAUCGGGGAGAAAGAGUUUUUUUUUUCGAGGGAAGUAUGAGAAGUAUGGUAUUUUAUCAAAUAAUUGUUGCAGUAGUAAUAAAGCCUUAAGAAAUUCUCCGUGAUAAGUCUGGGUAUUAAAUGCAAAGAGUUUCAUACAGCUGUCAAAAACUGUCGAGGGAGGUUACGCUACCACGAAGGAGAGGGUAGCGAAAAAGUUACUUUGGAACUCGUCGUCUGUUUGCGCUGUUUCAAACUCCAUCGUCUGGAACCAACGGGCGCGAACAGACUGUAGGUUCAAACACCCACGAGACAUUUGUUAAAAUAAACGCUGGGCAUUAAAAAAUACAAAAUAUAUUGGUUAAAAAUACUUGAAUAUUCAUUGUAUUUGCAUUGAAUGCUGUGAAGGAAGCUUCAUACGGCAUAGCCUUCAUUGGAAUCAUCGCACUUAGAAUUUAGGGUUUUUUCCACAGAUAAAAUAAGUGAGAACCACCUUGUACAGUAUUGUUGACGGUACCACCGAAGAGUACUGCCAAGUAGCUUUCAUUUGAAUGGUUGUACUUAAGGAUUUCAUCCGCAGACUCAAAAGUUAAAACACUUCGUAAAAGCAUAAUAAAUAGAAACACAGGAAAGUACUGCUCAUUUAAAUGGUCACGCUUCAGGAUUUCUUUCAAAGGAUGACAAAUAUUCAAAAGGUCUAGAUAGCUGCAACAAUAUAGAUAGCCGCAUAAACAUAACAACUUUCUUUAAUUUACCAGACAUGUUUCGACGGUACAUCCGUUAUCCUCAGUGUUACAGACAGUAGUCAAGGGAGAGAAAACACAACCUCACUCAGGAGUGGAGCCCCAGGAAACACCUAAGUUCUCUUUUAAAAUCCCUUCAGUUGGGCAUUUCUCAGUCACGGCACGGAGAAGUAAUCGCUAACUUGCAAAUCGAUUAUUUAAGCCUGUUGAUAUAAGGCUUGUCUUUACUACUUUCAAAAUCAAGAAUCUUUUUAAUAAUCUGAAAGAUGCUGUCCCUGGGGGCUUCGCACCCGUGUGGUUUAUAAAUUUUCGUGUGCAAGUUAUAAUUCUUGUUAUGUUGGUGAAACCAGCCGACAUAUCUCCACACGAGUGCGUGAGCACUUACUUUCCACAGGUCUUCGAUUGCUUUUAGACAACUGCAGAGUUCAGAGUCUUGCUGAACAUCCUGCACACUGGACUCUGCAGCUACUAAAUACCAAGUGAAGCUAAAAGAAUCUAUGCAUGCUCACAAAGUGGGAGAAACCUGACCUCAACCAGCAGGUGAAACACAUGAACCUGACUCUCUCCCUGUAAGUAGCUGAGCGUCACUAAUUUUAAACUUUUCAGUACGCAAUUUUGCCAACGCAAUGUAACGAACUUUGUAACAUCGCGCGCGAUUUAAAUUCAACGGCGAUUUCAAAAAAUGUAACACUGAAGAUGACGGAUGUACCGUCGAAACAUGUCUGGUAAAUUAAAGAAAGUUGUUAUGUUUAUGACAAAUAUUAUAACCAUCGUUUACAGCACAGAAAUAUGUUUUUAAGGCCUUGUACAUUCCUAUUUUUUUCUUUUUCAACUUUUUACAACCAUUCUAGAUUUUUGAAUGUAUUGCUAGAAAAACACUCUUUCACGUGUUUUUUAGUAGCUUCCCUUGUGAUUACUUUUGAAAACGAAUGUUCAAUGCAAAAGUUGGAAACCUUUUGCAACUAAUUUCAAACCCUUUUCGUUGUGGUGAAAAGGUUUGUUACAUAGUUGCAAAUUGUUUUAGUGUGCUAGAACAUGAUAAAAGCUUCGCCUGAAGAAACGCACUGUUUGAUAUAGAGAAUGCACUUUUACAUGAUCUUAGAAGACUUCUUAGUGUUGUAUUUGUGGCCGGAGUGUAUCCAUAUUUUUUAAUCUAUCUGGACAAAUAUGAUAUGAUAACUUUGUUUUAUUAAAAAAGAUGUGUUUAUAU